Molecule: messenger RNA, 1220 nt
Organism: Hydra vulgaris (swiftwater hydra)
Lineage: Eukaryota; Metazoa; Cnidaria; Hydrozoa; Anthoathecata; Hydridae
Product: proliferating cell nuclear antigen
Biological process (GO): translesion synthesis; regulation of DNA replication; mismatch repair
Cellular component (GO): PCNA complex
Molecular function (GO): DNA binding; DNA polymerase processivity factor activity
Source: RefSeq, a predicted model, not a curated record
UUUGUCUCUUCUGAUUUUACUUUAGUUUUCCAAACAACGACUUUCACUCGUACUUUUUAGUGGUCAAGUUAAGUUCUUUCAUUUCAAAAACCAAACAUGUUUGAAGCUAAACUUACAGACGGUGCUCCCUUGAAAAAGUUGAUUGAAUCCAUGAAAGAUCUUUUUGCAGAAGUAAAUUUUGUUUGUUCUGCUUCUGGAAUAAGUUGUCAAGCUAUGGAUACAAGUCAUGUUUGCCUAUCUUCAGUAUUGCUGAGAGCAGAUGCUUUUGAUCCUUAUAGAUGCGACAGAAAUAUAACUUUAGGUCUCAAUUGCGUUACUAUGUCUAAAAUUUUAAAGUGUGCUGGCAACGAUGAGUCUAUUACUCUAAGAGCAGAGAAUAAUGCAGACUCAGUAGUAUUUAUAUUUGAAAAACCAAAUCAAGAAAGAGUUUCUAAAUUUGAAAUGAAGCUCAUGGAUAUCGAUAGUGAACAUCUUGGAAUCCCAGAUCAAGAUUAUGAUGCUAUUAUUAAAAUGCCAUCACAUGAACUUUCCAGAAUUUGUCGUGAUUUAAGUCAAUUCGGAGAUACAGUUACAAUAGCAUGUACUAAAGAUGGUGUACGAUUUUCUUGUUCUGGAGAAUUAGGAAAUGGCAGUAUAACACUUAGACAAAGUUCAUCAGUAGAUUCUAAAGAAGAUGAAGAAGUUUCAAUUGAAUUAAAUGAAGCUGUGACCCAGACUUAUGCAAUGCGUUUUCUCAUCAUGUUUACAAAAGCUGCAUCUUUAUCAAAAACUGUUGCACUGUCUAUAUGUCAUGAUGUACCUUUAGUAACAGAAUACAAAAUUGGAGAUUGCGGUCACAUAAGGUUCUUUUUAGCACCUAAAAUAGACGACGAAGAACAAGACAACAUGGAGGAAAACCAGGUUCAGCAAGCAAAUGAUAAUGAAGAAGAUUAACUUUUUCUAGCCUUAAAAUAUGCAAUAAAAAAAAUAAAAGAAUUGCAUUAAAUUGCAUUAAAUUAGCAACUUACAGUUGUUAAAUAUAGUCCAAGCAAUUAACUUAAAGAAGUAAAUUGUUUGUUUGAUUUUUCUUACUGCUUUACAAUUAAAUUUUUUUCGACUAUAUUUCCUAAUACUCGUAAAUUAUAAAGCUUAGAAUAAAUCUAUUUUUGGCUUCUUUUUUGUUUUUUUAACUUGUGUAUUAUGUACAGUAAACAAAGUUUUUAAAGAAAUUAUAAUUUGCA